This is a messenger RNA of Macrosteles quadrilineatus (aster leafhopper), 2047 nucleotides long. RefSeq names its product DNA polymerase iota (gene PolI). Bases 244 to 1899 code for a protein of 551 amino acids. Gene Ontology annotation, biological process: translesion synthesis. The record is from RefSeq and is a predicted model, not a curated record. The transcript is spliced from 3 exons. Gene Ontology annotation, molecular function: DNA-directed DNA polymerase activity; damaged DNA binding. NCBI's taxonomy places the organism in Eukaryota, Metazoa, Arthropoda, Insecta, Hemiptera, Cicadellidae.
AAACCUAACCUAUAUCCAUGUUUCCAUGUUUGUCAAUAUGUCAUUUUGUAUAGCAUAAUAAUUAAUUGUUACCUGUCACAUUAAUUUUCAACGUUUAGUUAACAAACAGUUAAAGUUAAUGUUGAAAUUUUUAAUGGACUCCUACUUUAGUUGGUCUAAACAAUCACAAGCUCUCUGGAUUUGAACAUUUUUCGUGCUUGAAAGGUUAUCAUAGGCCUUGUGUAAAGGUAGGCCUACUACAGUAUGGAAGAGUUCCGGGAGUGUGCUGAUAUCAAUGAAGGCAGCAGAUACAAACAUGAGAGAACUAUUGUUCAUAUAGACUUGGAUUGUUUCUACGCUCAGGUUGAAGAAUUAAAGAAUCCCGAGCUUUCAACUAAACCUGUGGGCAUCAAACAACAACAUUAUGUAAUCACAAGUAAUUACGUUGCUAGAGAAUAUGGUGUUAAAAAGUGUAUGUUGAUAACAGAAGCUUUAACAUUAUGCCCAAAACUAAUUUUAAUAAAUGGAGAAGACUUGCACGAUUACAGAAUUAUGUCAACCAAGGUCUCUGAUAUAAUAAAACAAUUCAGUUCUAAAGUUGAAAAGCUGGGAUUGGAUGAAAACUUUGUCGACGUUUCUCAUUUGGUUGAAGUCAGAAUGAACUCUGGAGGACAAAAAAUAGUCAAUUCAAUUCAAGGUCAUAUUUACAAAAAUGAAAUUGAGGUGAAUUGUGGCUGUGGCUGUAGAGACAGACUUACUGUCGGUUCACACAUAGCAGAAGAAAUAAGAAAUAAAAUAAGAGAAGUAAUAGGAUUGACUUGCUGUGCAGGUAUUGCUCAUAAUAAGUUAUUGGCUAAACUAGUAUGUUCCACACAUAAGCCCAAUCAACAGACGACUGUAUUCCCAUGUUCUGCUUCUACCUUAAUUUCAAAUCUGAACCAUGUACGUUCAAUACCUGGCAUCGGAAGGAAAACAAGUGAUAUACUCGAGGCUUUGGGCGUUUGUACAAUCACUGAUCUUCAGAAUUCAUCAUUAAAUCAACUGGAAAAACAUUUAGGUAAACCACUUGCCUCUUGGAUAAAAGGAGCUUGUUUUGGUGUGGAUGAUUCAGAUGUAAAGGAAAGUGGGAAACAACAAAUUAUAGGUUUAGAAGAAGCAGCAAAAAUGAUAGCUACAAUAGAAGAGGUACAAAAACGGAUUUCUUCUCUGGUUGAAAGAGGUCUCAUAUUAAUCGAUGAAGAUGGUCGCUAUCCCACAGCACUUCGUGUAACAGUACGAAAAUACUCAUCAAGUGAAGAAUACUCUAGGCAGAGGGAGAGCAAGCAAUGUGCAAUAAAUAGCUCACUAUUCAAAUCAAAAGCUAAAGAAGAAAUUUGUGAAAUUGCUCUUGGUUUGUUUAAACAAAUUGUUGACAGUAAAAAGCCAUUCCAUUUAACACUCAUAGGAAUAGCUUUUACAAAAUUUGUAAAUGUAUUACCGGCAAAAAGUUCCCUUUUAAAAUUCAUGGACAGUAAAUAUGUAAAGAAAUCUUCAAAAUGUUUACCGGGAACAAGUGUUGAGAGCGAGGAUAUUUAUGACAAAAAUAACAAGCCUAAUAAUAUUCCAAGUGAAAAAUCUGGCAGUCCAGCAAUUCUACCAUUAAAAUUAAGUCAUAUAGACAAAUCGGUUUUAGACGAGUUACCACCGGACAUAAAAGCUGAAAUAUUGCAAACUUAUUCGGAAGAGAAUACAAAUCCUUCAACUUCUCAAGGAUAUUCACGGUGCCCUCCUGGAGUUGAUGUUAGUGUAUUUAAUGAGUUGCCAUUAGACAUUCAGAUGGAAUUACUGAAGGAAUCAGAAACCAACAAUUCCAAUCAAUCAACUUCCAAGAAACAAAAAUCAAUUUUUCAAUACAUGAAAAGAGAAAGAGAUACUAAAUAAAUAGUUGGUUGAGAACAUAGACAAGAGCAGUUCAAGAUCCAGAAAGAAGAAGAAAUGGAUAUAUCCAUUCCACAGAAGGUUUUGAAAUAUGAAGAGUUCAUCAAUGAUGUCCUUAAAGAGCAGUUAAAGAAAAUUGAAUUUGAUAUUG